Molecule: messenger RNA, 1131 nt
Organism: Coregonus sp. 'balchen'
Lineage: Eukaryota; Metazoa; Chordata; Actinopteri; Salmoniformes; Salmonidae
Source: the annotation of a GenBank genome assembly
AUGUUACUCGAAAUGGGUCCACAUAAACUGAGGUAUCUGUGGCAUUCUGGGAAACAUUGUCCUUACUGUGUGUGUAAAGUGGUGGGGAUGGGGAGAAUUCUGGGGUGUCUGAUGCCAGCGGCUCUGCUGAUUGGCUCAGCCCUCUGUAUGGGUGUGGUCAGUCUAACCCUAAACCACACCUCCAGGGUGCGAGUUCACAAAGGGAGGAGCUUCACACUAACCUGCAUGAACACAACACAUGCAGGUGAGAUAACACACACACAAGACUACCUUUGUGGAAUGUCCCCGUGCCCCUGUUAUACUGGUGUGUGUGUAGGAGUGGUCCAGUACUGGCACACCCCGUUCGGUCGGGUCCAGAACAGCAGUCUUCAUGCCAACCAGAAGGAUGUGGUUGCUAUGCAACGAGAUGGUAGCCUGCAGAUCCACAUCGCCUCUCCUCACCACAGCGGCCUGUACUACUGCCUCCUACUGGCCGGAAGACAAACUACACUCACACCCUACCUGCUGUAAGUACUGUUGUAAGGCAGUCAUGUUGUGUUAAUACAGUAGCGCACUAUAUAAUAGGGUGCCAUUUGGGACUAACACAUUCAUUCACUCUUUACCUCCCUCAAGACUGCCAGCAGUCGACAGGACCAUGCGGUCGAAGACAGGUGGGCGGUCAGGAGUGUUCUGGGUGGUUAUGGAAAGGAGAGGGAUGUUGCCGUGGUUUCUGACGAUGUGUUUGCGGCGGCGGUGACGUUCCUGGUGGGGUUCAGCUCUGGAGCUCUGAGCAGGACUCUACUGGACAGGUACAUGGCUUUAUCUACCUAUAUUAAACAUCUAUUCACCUUUAUUUUACAUUCGAUAAAGAUGAAGUUCAGUAUUUUACAACUUCAUGUUAGAUGGUUCCUUACCCUGAAAGUAGAAUAUGGGCCAGGAGAAACUAAAUCAUGGUUAGCUUAAACUUGUAGUGGUUGUUUAAAGAAAACCGAACCAUGGAUUAGUUUCUCUUGGCCCAUAGACUGCUUUGAGUGACAGUAGUCUAGUUGUAAAACACUGAACUUCGCAUUUAAACAGAAUCAAUAUUAAAUACAGAUAAAUUUUACCACCACUCCUUCUCUAAGGUGUGUGAAUUGGGUGUGGUCGCUAUGA